AUGGUUUAUCGCAUAUCUGUCUCGAUGAAGAGUCGUUUAUUGACCCAUUCAAAGCAUAGUCCUGCUGGAUUCGGGGAAAACGAAGCAAGUGGAUAUGUAGUGAUCAUCGUUUCGAAUGGCAAAACUUCCGAAUGCAAUCCGCCAUUGACUGCCGACAAUGAGUUCACCAUUUCAGAACAUGACUGGCGACAUCUUGGUGUGCGAAUCAUUUACGUAGCAUUACGAGGGACACCAGGCUUCAAUAUGGAUAAUAUUGAACAAAUUGCUGAAGACCCUGCAAACAUUAUACCAGUGGAUGACCUGAAGACAUUGAGUACAUCUGCUGCGGAUGCUGCCUUAAUGAAGUUCCCACCUGCCGCAUAA
Messenger RNA from Ostertagia ostertagi, 363 nucleotides. NCBI's taxonomy places the organism in Eukaryota, Metazoa, Nematoda, Chromadorea, Rhabditida, Trichostrongylidae. The record is from the annotation of a GenBank genome assembly.